AUGCCGAUACAGUCGCGGGAAGUUGUCACCCUCAAUCUGAUCUUUGAUUGUUGGGUAGAGGGUGAAGAAGGCUCAGAAGACGAGCAAGGCCUGGUCAAAGACGCUCAAGUUGCCUCACGUCUCCUCCUCCUGCCUACCGAAGUCCGCCUCCGAAUCUUGCGCUACCACCUACUCGUCGACAGAAACCGCCACGCUCAUACACGCCGCCCAGCCGCCAACACUGUCCCUGAGCUUCUGUUUGACUCGCCCAACAUUCUGGAGGCAUCGGUGUUCAAACAUAAAGGCGAACAAGAGAUCAAUGGCUCUCUACCAAUCAUAAACAGAUGCACUCCUCAGACUGCGGUCUUGCAGACGUGCAAACAGAUUUACCUGGAAGGGACUUCAAUUCUCUACAACGAGAACAAGUUUGUUGGACUCCAGUCGCGGAUCAAGGGCUUGGGAGCCAAAUUCAGAAACUAUGGCAUACCCGUCUGGGGCCCUCUACCAGCAUCUCGUCUGAUCAACUGUCCGUCUGAUCCCAAGAACAGCGGUUUCCAGGAAGCAAAGUUCAAUCCGCUCAUUCUGUUCAGUGCGCAGAGCAGCAAGUCAGACACUCCAUUCUACGUGUGCAGCUACAAGGAUGCGGCGGAUUUCAUGCAUGCGCUAUGGAUCAUGGUCGAAUGUCCCUUCUCUCGUGGCAUGCGGUACAACUUGACUUUGUCAUACGAGCCGAACUCUCGUUUGAUCAACCGUGUCGACAAUUUCAUGAAAUACAACGCCUUGCCUUUGUUGCACGCUCACAUCAGGUCGGUCGAUUUCCACCGUCCAGCAAAUACUGCUGCAGAACAUGGUCAAGAUAUCAUGUCCAAGCACCUUGAGAAGCGGCUGCAGUCCAUCCGUGAUGAGUAUGCUAUGCACAAGGCGCGCAGCGCAGCUGAGCCCAACCUUUACGCCUACAAUGCCAUUUGUACUUAUCUGGAGAAUGUGAUGCAGCAGGCCGAUUUGUUCGUCGAGCGUGUGGACUUUAUGAGCGCCGAACUGUUCUACGAACGAGUGUACUACGAAGCAUCGGGAAUCAUUCGCACGCGAACUAGUCCGCUCGUGGACGUGUCGGCCAGGGGCAGGGAAGGCAUCAACCGCGUUUGCAAGCUGGUUGCCGUGAGUGCAUACAGACUCUGUGAGCUCCGAAGCGGAACGUUGGGACACAAUAUGGCUCGACGACUGAGAAUCUUCCUGAUGCAACUUACGGAGGACACAAUUGGUACGAAUGAUUCGACAUUUGGCUCUGGCUCACAGCCCACCAGCACGGCUGGCCCUUCUCGUUCGUCUGCUCCGCUGCCUCCGCAUCCUGAUGAUGGACCAAUCUGGUCAAUCUGGUCCGAGCAGGCAUGGAUCAGGGCCAGCCUGCGCCCCAGAUGGCACGACGAGCGAAUGAAACACACCGCCGCGACUUUUGGCCAAUUCACCGACGACGGCGAAGCAGACGUCGAAGCCUCAGGAUCUGCAUACACUCGCCGUCUCACGACACGCCUCCACCCGACUCUAGCGCGAGAAAUGGCCAUCGAACACGGUCUCCUCGCACUCCGACUCCCGUGCGCCAGCCCGGUUCACGAAUGGAACGUCCGUCUCGAAACCAUGCUCCUCCGAGCGUUCGCCCAACGCGACGACGACCUUGGCAAUGUGUUCUUGAGUGUCUGCCGCAUGCAGACGCACGUCAACCUAGUCUGGCUCGAGGCCAAAGCCAACGCAAACACCGGCCCUCAGUGGGACGCACUUCAGGAACUGCUAGCCCGUCUUACCAACCAAGUUGUGCCAGGCGGCAAAAUGAAGUGUCCCUACAACACGGCCGACCAGGUUCAAGAUGUCGUUGCUUCCUUGUGGGGGGAACGCUUGAGACCCAAAAAGAGCUACAACAGCCUCGUCUGGACCUUUCGAUGGGCAGGCUAG
Molecule: messenger RNA, 1926 nt
Organism: Capronia coronata CBS 617.96
Lineage: Eukaryota; Fungi; Ascomycota; Eurotiomycetes; Chaetothyriales; Herpotrichiellaceae
Exons: 1
Coding region: 1-1926 (641 amino acids)
Source: RefSeq, a predicted model, not a curated record